Molecule: messenger RNA, 393 nt
Organism: Naegleria lovaniensis
Lineage: Eukaryota; Heterolobosea; Eutetramitea; Acrasida; Naegleriidae
Exons: 1
Coding region: 1-393 (130 amino acids)
Biological process (GO): fatty acid biosynthetic process
Cellular component (GO): mitochondrion
Molecular function (GO): acyl binding; acyl carrier activity
Source: RefSeq, a predicted model, not a curated record
AUGUUGAACAAGUUCGCUCUUUCAUCCUCUCGUUUCCUUUUUCAAUCCUCGUGCACCAAGAAAAUUUCAAAUAAUCCAUCACUUUUCUCAUCAUCAUCAAUAGUAUCAUCAAUUAUUCAUCAUAGACAAUACAGUAACUCACCAUCCUAUCCAAAACAUGUUAUUGAACAAAAAGUAAUUGAAAUUCUCUCAAAACAUGAACAUAUAACAGCACAACCAACAAAAGACUCUCAUUUGGUCAAGGAUUUAGGAUUGGAUUCAUUGGAUAGCGCUGAAAUUAUUCACGAAGUGGAAAACGAAUUUGUUCUUGAAAUUAAUGAUGAUGUAGCUUUCCAACUUCAAUCGGUUCCUCAAAUUGUAGACUUUGUUUACAAGGAAACUCAUCAUCACUAA